UACAUUUCCUGACAUAUUCAGAUAAGGUGACAUACUGUUGCUGUUCUCAGGCUGAUGAUGUGGCUUCGGUAAUACUGAUUCUGUCAGCUGUUUAUGAUCACUAAGAUACAAGAUGAGUUUACCAAAGCCCACCGGGCUGAAGGCCCCCUCUAAGAUUUCCAAGUCUGCCACGGGGCUCACCCAGGGCAGCUCUGGAAUACCUGCCCCAGGUGCAAACAGGGGGCAAAGUGCAAUAGCGAAAAGUGCACGCUCAGCAGGUUUUGCAACCCACCCUGCUGAUUUGUAUGCUGAGGAAGUCUCGUAUAAGUUACCAGGACCCACUUCUGCUUCAGCAAACCGAAUACCGACAGGCCCAGAACCUCAGCCUUUUCAGCAGCCUGUGGAUGACUUCAUCAUUGGAAACAGGGUCUGGGUGGGGGGCACCAAACCCGGUUACAUUGCCUUCCUCGGGGAGACACAGUUUGCCCCGGGAGAGUGGGCAGGUGUUGUGCUAGACGAGGCUGUUGGCAAAAAUGACGGCUCAGUGUCUGGAGUACGUUAUUUCCAGUGCGAACCCAAGCGUGGGGUGUUUGCACGGAUUUCUAAACUGUCUCGUACAGAGGGUGGGGUAUCAGCCCCUACCCCACGCCCAGAGGGGCAAAGCAACGGUACCAAGACACCUCCAAGUAACCUGGCUCCUCGAUCCGUGACGCCUAAGCUAGGACUGUCCGUGAGUCGCACUUCUUCAGGGUCAACGUCUAGUCUGAACAAAGGCGUGUCUGGGUCAGCGUCCACUAACAUGGGCAGUGGUUCCAGGUCAGGGUUUAAGACAGGUGACCGUGUGAUGGUAAGCGGGACUAAGCCAGGCACCCUGCGCUAUGUCGGGGAGACAGACUUUGCCAAGGGGAUUUGGGCAGGGGUGGAGCUGGAUGACCCGAUGGGGAAGAAUGAUGGUGCUGUGGCAGGCAAAAGGUAUUUCAGUUGCCAGCCUUUAUAUGGGCUCUUCGCCCCUGUACACAAAGUGGCUAGGCUGGGUUCAAGUGCUACAGCUGUUGGAAUGACCACACCACGGAGCUCUAAACUGCCGUCCUCAAACAGCGCGCUGCGUGCAUCAAGGGAGAGAAGCGGCAGUCAGGAUUCCAUUAGUUCCAUCAGCUCGUCGGCAUCGAGUGUGUCUCGGAGCCGGGUAAGGUUGGGCAUAGGCAGCCUCAACAAUCAGGUCAAGCCAGGUCAGAGUCGACCAAGCUCGUUAAACUUGACCGCCAAUACCUCAGCUUUACAGAAAGCUCUGAAGGAGAAAGAGGAGCAUAUCGAGCAGCUUUUGAGGGAGCGUGACUUGGAGAGGUCAGAGGUCGCCAGGGCUGCGGCACAGGUUGAUGAGGCUGAGGGCCAGCUAGCGAACACACGCUCGGAGUAUGAUCGCUUCAGGGAGGACACUGAAGAGUCCAUUAAGAAGCUGAAAACACGCCUGGCGGAGUUGGAGAAGGAAAAGGUGGAGCUGACAGGCCGGCUAGAGGAUGAGAAGCGGAAAACGGAAGAUUUACAAUUCCAGAUAGAGGAAGAAUCAAUAUGCAAAGAUGAUCUAGAGGUCAGUCAAAGCAUUAAGACAGAAGAGGAUGAAGCCAAAGUGAAAGAACUGGAACUUCAAGUAAAACUGGAACGAGAGCGUGCUGACAAGCUGGAAGAGGAGAUGAAAAAGAUGAAGUCAGUACUAGAGGCUGCCCAGUCACAGAGCAAGUCCUCAGAUGACCUGCAUACCAUGUACCUGGACCAGAUAGAGGAGCUGACUCACAAGUUGUCCCAGGCAGAGAAUAAGAUCAAGGCAUUUGAGUCUGGCAAACAGGACGAUGUCGCCAAGACUAGCCAGCUGAAUGCUCAGCUAACAGAAAGAUCCUCCCGCCUGGCUGAAGUGGAGACUGCCCUGGACACAAAGAAAAGAGACAUGAAACAGCUGGAGUCUCGAUUGGCUGAACUGGAGGAUGAGGUGAAAGCAGGAAAUACUAAACAGCAAAAAUUACAAGCCACCAUUGAUGAUUUGACAGCAAAGAUCUCCAGCAAGGAUGCUGCCUCAUCAUCAAUGAAUUCAGAAAUCCAGCAGCUGAAGAACCGAUUUGAAGAUUCUCAGCGACAGCUCGAGGCUAGCAAAGCCAAGUCAGAACACCUGGCUGACGACAAGCUCAAGCUGGAACAACAAAUCGGUGACCUGAUGCAAAAUUCGGGCGAUAGCGCAUCUCAGCUGUCAAUUUUGAAUGAGCAACUCCGAGACAAAGAUAGAAAAAUAGAGGAGCAACAAGCAGACUUGUCCAGUUUUACUCAAAAAAUUGCUGAGCGGGAAACUGCUCUUGAGACUUUAAAACAAGACCAUUUACAGGGGGUGGAAGAAUUAGUUAGCAAACACAAAGAGGAAUUAAAAUCACUGCAGGAAAACAGGGAUGAUGUGCAAGCAGAAGUGGAGAAAUUACAGACAAAAAUUAAAACUUUACUGGAACAACAUGAGCAGGAGAAAACGGAAUUAGAGAACACCAGACAAAGGGAGGUAACUGAACUGAAACAAACUCUACAAACAGUUCAAGAGGAACAGAAGAAAUUGGAGGAAAUUAUCACACAGAACAAAGAAAACAUGGAAAAAAUCUCAACAGACAACGAAAACAUAAAGUUUGAGAAGGAGAAGCUGGAACGCUCUGUGAAGAAGCUAGAAGGUGAGAAAGAAGGACUGAGCUGUGAAGUGAGCAAGAUUCAGGCAGAGCUGGAGCAGGUGAAGGCAGAACAUGGGCAGCUGGACUCGCAACACGGCUCUGUACAGGCACAACUGACAGCCCUCACCACGGAGAAGGAGAAGCUGAGACAGGAGAAGGACCAGGCAGAGAAGAAACUUCAGGAAGCCCAGCUGGACACCAACAAGCUGACAGAUCGGUUGGACAAGCUGACGGCAGAGAACAUGGAACUGACCAGCAACCUGGAAAAACAGACAGCAGAGCUACGGGAGCUAGAGGAACAGAUCAAGAAACUGAGGGAAGAAAACGAGGAACAGAAAAAGUUAAUAGAGACUCAGCAGGUUGAGGGGAAGCUGAGCUCAGAGCUAGAGAGUCAGCUUGCAGAAAUCAAGAAGGCUUUACAAGAGGCUCAGGCUAAACUGGUUUCCUCAGAACAGGAGAAAGAGGGCUUAAAACAACAGACUUCUGAGGCUAUCCAACAAGUGAACAAAGCCAAAGCACAGUUUGAAGGAGAGAAGGCGCAACUAGAAACAGCUAUGAAGCAAAUAUCACAACGGUUGUCUGAUGUCAGUAGUGAAAGUGAGUCUAAGCAGGCCUCUCUGAAGGACUCCUUGGACAACACCCACAGUCUGUUAGGGCAGAAGGAGCAGGAGCUGACCACCCAGAGAUCACAGAUCGAGGCGUUGGAGCAGGAGAAGACAACUCUGUUGGCUUACAAGAAUUCCUCCCAGCAACUUCAGUUGGAGGUUUCUGAGCUGGAGAAAAAGGUGGCUAACCUCCAGAGUUCUCUGGAGGAGUCCAAAGCCAAUGCUAACUUCAUCAACAACCCUGAUGGUGAAGGUAACCCUGCUCUGGCUAAGCUCAAGUCGGAUAAAGACACACUAGAAGGACAGGUGGAAUUCUUGAACUCUGUGAUUGUGGAACUACAGAACAAAAAUGAGAUGCUGUCUGUCCGUCUGUCUGCUAUGGAGGCUGGAGAUCAUGUCAACGGGGCUCUGGAAGCUUCUUUGGAAAGCCCAUCCAAGGUGAAGGCCCCGCGGCUUUUCUGCGACAUCUGUGAUGUGUUUGACAAGCACGAAACUGAGGACUGUCCUCUGCAGGCCAUGUCAGACACGGAGAGCCCACCCCCAUCACAGCACCAUGGCAGUCGGAACGAGGAGAGGCCUUACUGUGAUAUCUGCGAAGCUUUUGGCCAUUGGACAACUGGUUGUGAUGAUGAGCAGACAUUUUGAAAGCUCCCUGGUGAUUGACUGAUAGAUAGCUGGCUCCUGAUUGGCUGUUAGAAUGCUGGCACCUGAUUGGCUGAUAGAGCGCUGACCCGUGACCGCUGCGGUGCUUCCCCUCUGCAGCUUCUACUCACAUUACACAAUGUCUCAGCAGACAUCUUGAAGGAAAGCACCUUUUUUCGCUUUUCACGGUAAUCAGGCCUGAACACGUUGGAGUAGUUAGCCCAUCCAGUUAAGGAAGCGCUCUUUGAGAACAAUAAUGGCAGUUAGCAGUCAGCCUAGGAGAAAGGUUGUAAGUUGUGCGUACAUAAUUUCACCCUCUAGCUGUACAAAUUGUGUUCUGAAAGGGUCGAGCUAUUCUGUCAUUUCGAAAGGAUACGGGUGCAAAUGGUCACUGGCCAUACAACAUAGAUCUGUGUUUUCAUGAAGGCUGUUGGUCUUUCCUUCUGUUAAAAGUUCCGUGAUACUCUCCACAAGAUCGCACAAGAAAGCUGAUCAUUAAAGACAAGUGUUUGAGUGAUAAUAAAAGCUGAGUGAAAACAAACAAAGGUUUAAUCAGCCAGAUGUUUAUUCUGCUAACACUUGUGGUAUUCUAGGAGCUGGGCUGUGAAAGAAAAAAGUUGAUGCAGUGCUGAAAAGAAAGUUCUCCUUUGUUGGACAUCUUUGGCUGAAUCUACAAAGGCUAUAGAGUACAGUUUCUGCACAGCUUUGGUAGCCGUUGAAAUAAUCCACCUUUGGUCAGCUAACAUGAGAUAUUUGAACCUGGAUAAGGUUCAGUCUCCUCAAUGGUCUGUGCUUCCUUUAUCUUUUGGACGCGUAACCUCUCGUGUGAAUUCCUCACAAAACAGUUGUGAUAUUUCCAUGUUGUGUUUGUUGUUCCAUGUCAAGAGCAAUCCAUUCAGAACAAUUCCAUGUACGGUGAAAUCAAGUUUGUGUGAUUUCUGAAAACAUUUUGUGUGUAAACAGUGACAGCUCGGAUGUUCAUCAGAGUUGACUGUUAAAGGAAAGUGACAGUGAUCACCUCCAUUACCUCUGUUUCUCCUCAGCAUUUAUAAUGACAUGUAUUCCUCCCUGAGAUUGUUUAAAAACUCUUUGAGAAAACCGUGAUGACCUGCAAUAGUUUGCACAUACCCAGACCACUUCAGUAGUAUAGGAAAACUUCAGUUAUUCACAUCAUACAACAGGUGUUGUACAUAUAACUCAUUAUGAAUGGCAGGAAGUGAAGCAGAAGUUCUUCUCGACAUGUGAGCUUGUUGCAGUGGAAAACGUAACAAUCUGAUAAGGUAGUUUCCACAGGUUUUUCGAGUUGGAGUCCUAUGCCUGCCUUGUACAUGUGUUUGCCCUGCCAGGACAAUUCUGUGGAGUUUCACUCGUGAUGCAAAUGUUAGGCCAGGUAGCCCUAUUGAGUCUCCAUAAUCACUGUUCAUCUUGUUUGUCAUUAUUGUUAAUGGGGCAUGUUAUCAAUAUGUAGGUUCUUCUUGACAGGAAAACCAUUUUAGAUCUUCAAAACUUGGUUAAGGACAGUUUAAAAAUUGCAAACAGAUUUUCAUACAUAUUACAGAAGAAAAAAAAAUGGUGGAAGAAUUGAACACAUGACAAUGGUCGUGGAUUAGUUCAGUAGGUCCUGUUAAAACAUCAAUCAGUCAUUCAAUCAAUUCAACCUGAAUGUAUUCCUGUGUACUGAAGUGGCCUUACUAGUAGUAAUAUAUAUUCCUGUGGUUUUCUCUCUGAAGUGAUAUUGUUCCUCUUUGUGUACAAUAUGAUGUGUGUACCCAGAAGAUAUUUACUCAAGUCUCUGAUGUGUACCUGAUAUUAUGUGGAGUGUACACCACUUGUAACCACAUACUGUGUGUACAUCUACCAUAGUCACGUUUUCCAUUGUUAAUAACCAAUAUACAUACACAUCUAUAUAUGAUAAACAAGUGUACAUAUCUCCUGUUGAAUGUUUCUCAUAUUACUGUAUUUCACCUAAAGUUUAGCACUUUUAAAAUGGCACACUUUGUUUAAUUUCGAUUGAUUCAUCCGCCUUAUUGUGCCACUUUUUUGUGAAGGUUGAUUCAUCCACCUUAUAGUGCCACUUUUUUGUGAAGGUUGAUUCAUCCACCUUAUAGUGCCACUUUUUUGUAAAGGUUGAUUCAUCCACCUUAUAGUGCCACUUUUUUGUGAAGGUGGAUUGAUUUCUUAUCAGGAAACCUUAAGUGUUGGCAUCAGAAGUUGUAUUUGAAAGCCUUUAUGUUCCUUCUUACAGUGCAUUGUUACAUAACCAAACUUUAGGUGAAAUGCAGCCUAUAUUCAUUGCCAUGUAACAUCUUGUGUAAAUAAGGGUAUGCCACAUUUCUUUUUGUAAGUACGUGUUCUGUCUGGGCAUAAGCUAAUGCUUCAGCAAAUUAAGGUCCCGUUGUAUAAAUUUCAUAUGCGUUUGUCCUGAACCCCAGUAGCUUGGCAACCAUGACCUGAUAUUCCUUUAAUUUAAUAAGCUUCUAUACAAUACAUGUAUUUCCUGUUCAUGUUCGUAGCAAAGCCUCUAGGCAUUGUUUCAUGUCUCCUGGGAAGAUAUACCUGCAUUUAGUCGUCUCAUAAACUAAUACUUCAUCCUAAUCCAAGUAAUAUAAUGGAUUCAAUUCAACUUUUACUGAAAAGAAAAAUUGACAAGAUAUGGGCUUGAUCUUGUGGUUUUGAUUGAACUUUGUGGUUAUAAGAAAUGGCGUGAACCCUUCUGAUGCUCAACGUGAUCAGCUUUGCCCUUACAUGUGUGUGCAAAUCUGUGACCUUGCUCAUUUGAUUGUCUGUAGGAGUUGCUGGUUUGGUUUGGAAAUAUAGGAUGUCCUGUGUUAGUCUUACGGAAGCAUAUUAUGCACAAGUUUAUGGUGAUGUGCUUAGUACAUAAGUACACAUUUCCAGCAUCUGAUCAAGAUCACAGUUUUGUGUAUUUAGUGGCAUAUGUGUAUUCAACAUAAUAUUUGAUGUAUUUCAGCUUUUUAAAUUUUAGCCAUAUUGAUGGGACCCAAAAGGGUUUCCAGAUGAAGAAGUGGUAUUUCAGUAUAAUUUCUUUUUAUAAGCAGAUGUAGGGUUAUGUCAGUUUUAACCAGUUUCAACUAAAAAGUAGUGUGGAUUUUGCCAAUAGCCAUAUUAAAAGUCUGAAAGGCAAGUGAGUUUGUGUUUUGGAAAAUAUUGAACACAAUUCAAAUUAAUACUCACAAUUUGUUAGGUGAAUAUGGUACAUAGAUUUCACAUAUAUGGUGUACAGAAUAGGUGGAGUCUCUGUCCAUGGUGUCACAGCAUUUAACAGGCCAUGACAAUGUACAUGAAGGGUCUACUGUAGAGCACUGUUUUAAUAAGAUCAAGACCUGACGUCUCAAGAGGUUGAAGAUGUAAAGAAAUGGGUUGCUAAAUUCCACAACUCACAAAAUCUUUACCCCUCUACCAUAUCAUGAAGUAAAGAGACUCUAAAGGAAACCUCUCAAGACGUAAAGAAGUGGGGUGUUAAACAAAGAUACCGACGAAUAAUACUGAGUCAUAUGUGUCAGCAUUCUACCUUUUACCAUUGAACGUGAUACAUGUACUGCUAAUCGCUUGCCAAAUUGCAACAUUACUGAAAGGAUUGGACAAAAUGUAUCCUUUCCAGCAUUUUAUCAUUUUUAUACAUAAGUAUAUACUGAAUAUAUUAUCUAGCUCUUUGGGCCCCUUCCCUAUUUUGUUAUGUUUAUUGUUUAUGCUAGUUUGAAACGUCUCUGUACAUUUGCUAAUAUUUAUUUUGUUUAUUACAGCACUUAAGUUCUUGUUUAUUUGGGAUCAUGUUUUCUCUUUCUUUUCAAGGGAAUGUAUAGUUUUACUAAUAUACCCAGUGUUAUUUUCUUAGGUAAGGUGCAUGCAUAUUUUGUUGAAAGUUUCUCCAUGCUUUGUUUAAUUUUUGUUUUUAUUGAUACCCCUCCCCCCUCAUAAUUUAUGAACUUACAUGUAUAGCUGUCCUCCAUUGAUCACUAAUCUAUAUGGGCAAGAUGCAGCUGAAAAUAGCAAGAUUGUUUAUGAUUUUCAAUACCACUUCUGACAUCAAAAUGGCAUCACACAAUGUAAAUUUGCAUAUGUGUAUAUAUUAUAUUAAUCAUUGAGUAAAACCUACCUUAAUUCAAUACCAUGCAAUAUAAAGAAAUGAACCUUAGCGCUCAUAUAUUUAAAAGAUAUACUAGCCAUACCACUAACCCGAAGUAUUUCUGCAGCCUGGAAGAAAUGGCCUAUCUUCAGGAUUCAGCCAUGGAAAAAUAACCCUUUUGGGACAGUUGAUAUUUUUAUUAGAAAGUAGGAAAAUCUCAGUGCACAUAAAAUACUUGCAAGGUAUACCAGUGAAGCUGAUAGCUUAUGAGAUGAGAGUUAACAAAAGAUCUUCAGUAGUGAUUUUAUUUACAUGUGUACAUGAAGCAAUUCUUGAAUAGGUCUGAUAACACCUAGUUUUCAUGCUGAUAGAUUUAUCUUUGAAAGGAUUCUAGAGCGCAGUGGAACGUUGCUGUUUUACAUACAUGUUAACCUCAUCAGAAAGUCCUGAAUAAAAAUUAAAUUUAGUCAAGUUACUUCACAAAUCUAAGUGUAAUAUUUGUGAAUGUUGCGAUGUAUGAAUUACGGACCUUGUUUCAGAAAAUUUAAUCAUUUGCUGUAUAGUUAAUUGUAACUAUGGCGACAAAUGUUAAAAAAUCUACACUGCUGUGGUAGUUACGUAUGUUCCAAAAGUGGUUACGUAUGUUGCAAUGAUAGUUACAUACUUUUCAAUCAUAGGUACAUACCUUGCAAUGAUAGUUUACAAAUGUUGCAAUGGUAGUUACAAUCAACAUGACCUGUGGGAUUGCUUUGUUUGCAAACGGGCCGGCUGAGUGUUUGCAUGUAAACAAAAUAAGUUUUACACCACCAGAAUUUCUGCACUAGCCCGUAUGCUGCCGUUAAUGUGCCUUUAGUAAACUGUAAUGUAUUACAGCCUUCUUGUAUGUCAUCUGGACGGAAUUCUUACUGACAUAUGGGCAGAGGUUUGAUUGUCAGAUUUAUGCAGUGUUAAUUGUUGCUUUAAAGUCUUGUCAUAAUGCCUGCUUGUUGAUGGAGAGCUUUUUUGGACAUCAGUCACUGUUUGUUGCUGGUGAGCUUUCUCGGACAUCAGUCACUGUUUGUUGCUGGUGAGCUUUCUUGGACAUCAGUCACUGUUUGUUGAUGGUGAGCUUUUUUGGACAUCAGCUAUUGUUUGUUGAAUUGGGUUUGCUCUGAUGAAUAAAAAAAAAAGAAAGUAUAACAUCAUUUACUUGGUUGAAUAAACUUAUAUAUUUAUACAUA
Liolophura sinensis is the source of this 9229-nucleotide messenger RNA. RefSeq names its product CAP-Gly domain-containing linker protein 1-like. Gene Ontology annotation, molecular function: microtubule plus-end binding. The transcript is spliced from 30 exons. Bases 113 to 3925 code for a protein of 1270 amino acids. NCBI's taxonomy places the organism in Eukaryota, Metazoa, Mollusca, Polyplacophora, Chitonida, Chitonidae. Gene Ontology annotation, cellular component: nucleus; cell cortex; microtubule plus-end. Gene Ontology annotation, biological process: cytoplasmic microtubule organization. The record is from RefSeq and is a predicted model, not a curated record.